This is a messenger RNA of Brachypodium distachyon (stiff brome), 1353 nucleotides long. Its product is annotated as heavy metal-associated isoprenylated plant protein 34. The coding region runs from base 155 to 1006 and encodes 283 amino acids. NCBI's taxonomy places the organism in Eukaryota, Viridiplantae, Streptophyta, Magnoliopsida, Poales, Poaceae. Gene Ontology annotation, molecular function: metal ion binding. The record is from RefSeq and is a predicted model, not a curated record. The transcript is spliced from 3 exons. Gene Ontology annotation, biological process: regulation of defense response to fungus.
CGGGUAAUCAUGAUUGCGUGCCACCAGUUUAAAAGCACUGCCCACCCUCCACUGCCCCCUCUCGUCUUUGCUUCUUCCGCUUCUUCUCCUGCCGGAGAAAGCUUCUCCGGCUUCUGCUAAGGUUCAAGACCUUGGAACAUCCGCGGCAGGAAAGAUGUCGACAAUCAUCAUGAGAGUCGACCUAGACUGCGACAGAUGCUACAAGAAGAUCAGGAAGGUCCUCUGCAAGCUCCAAGACAGAGAAAACAUCAAGUCGAUCUCGUACGACGAGAAGAGCAGCACGGUGACGGUGUCCGGGUCGUUCGACGCCGAGGAGGUCUCCGACAGGCUCCGCUCCGACGCCGGCAAGGUGAUUACCGACAUACAAGUCGUCCGAGGGAACCAGAUCAUGAAGCCCGGCGCUGCCAAGGCGGCGCCCAAGCAGCCCGGGAACGGGAAGGAGAGCCAGGGCCACGGCCACGGGUCACACGGACACGGCAACAGCCACGGCGGCGGCGGUGGCGGCAAGCCGGACAAGACCAAGCACGUCAAGUUCGACAUGGACGACGACCACGAGGGAAUCAGCAAGCAUGCCGGCCAUGGCCAAGCCCAAGCCCAAGGCCACGGCCACGGCCACGGCCACGGCCACGGACACGGACAGGCCAACAAGCCGAGGGUGGUGACCACGACCGCCAUGUCACGGAUGGAGGGCCCGCACGCGCAUCAGCCGGCGUCGAUGACGGCGAUGGCGCCGAUGCGGAUGCCCAUGCCAGCGCCGAUGCCGGGCAUGACAAUGAUGCCGCAGGCGAUGGCCACGCCGUCCAUCUGGCCGCCGCCGGUCGCCGCCGCCCCGGAGUGGGGGUACAGCGCCCCGCCGUAUGGGGGGCCACCUGGCGGCGGGUACGGGCCGUACGGCGCGCCCGCGUAUGAACACGGCGGGUACGGGCCGUACGGCGGGCACGGCAGGUACCCGGCGUACCAGCCGCAGUACUACGAGGAGCCCAGCGCCGGGUGCAGCGUCAUGUGAUGGCGCCGCGCGUCGACCGCGACGGGUCAUCUGACAAUCUUGGCGACCGUGCUUUGAUGAGCACAGCACGCACGAAUGGAUACGUUUAGUUGAGGAGGCGUGCAGGAAAACCUUCUACUACUAGUGAAUUUCUACCUCCUUUUGCGUUUUGGUUUUCCUUCUUCUUUUCUUGGUUGCUUGGUGUGUCUUAUGAAUACGAUCGUAUCGCGUCGUUGUCUAGUUCGCGUGUUAUAUGGCCAUAGAUAUGUAUUACUAGCGUAGUUAAUUUAUGAAUGUGAAGCGGUUGCUCCCUCUAAUGUACUGUAAAGCUCAACUUAUAUGAGAAUGCUAGGUUGUCUGAUCUUUAA